AUGUAUUCGCCACAAACGCCGAAACCUGCCUCUAUUGCAAGCAACCACUCAUAUACUCCUUCAAUCACAGCAUCAUCUAUGAGCCAAGAUUGGAUGCAGCUUCCUUCACCAGUCUGUUCCUCAGGAUCCUUGAAUACUCGUGAUGCUUCACAUGGCUCAUUCAGCAGCAGUAAUUUCAGCAAUUUAACCCCUCCUUUCUUGUCUCUGGAGGCUCAACAACUGUUGGACUUCAACCCCGGUCUCCUUUCGACCAUUGCUGUGGCGUUUCGGCAAAAGAUGCUCAACAACGAAUCCAAGAGGUCCGAGUCCGAGUGCUAUGGUCUAGAGUUCCCAGUGACAUUCACGGGCAAAGAGGCUGUUGAUGUUGUAAAUGAGUUGACGUAUUUAGAAGACCGUCGGCAUGGUCUGGCGAUUGCUAGAUCUCUGGAAGCGCAAUUCCUGUUCUUUGGAGGCGGAGACAACUUAUUAUUUGACUCGAACAAUGAUCAGUACUUUUUCUCCGAUGCUGCUCUUGCUUUCAUUCCUGGAAAAACGGAUUUUCCUACUGUCCCAACAGGCGUCUUCCCAUAUAGCUCAAAAUGCUAUAGUUAUGGGUGUGUCCCUGGUGAUGCCACAUGCUAUUCUUAUCUUUGUCCAAAUCGCCGUCAAAUCGGUUCACUACUGGGACGUCAAAACAGCGGUGCAUCAUCGCUCAGUGGACAGGAAAAAGUUUGGGCCAACUCUGUCCCUGCGAGUGUAGUUGCUGCCGCGUCAAAGAAGGAGCGAAACCGACAAGAGGCCAUCUUUGAGGUUGUCAACACCGAGGCUAACUACGUCCGAGACCUUGAGCUUAUGGAAGAGAUUUUUAUUAAUCCGCUUCGAUCAGGUGAUAUUAUUGACCCAGAGAAGGUGGAGGAAUUCAUUGAAGAUGUGUUCUUGAACUACAAAGAGAUCAUUGAGCUGAACAAGCUACUCUUAGAGGCCUUACGAGCCCGUCAAGAGGAGCAACCUCUUGUCGAAAAGAUUGGCGAUGUUUUACUGUCUCAUGUUGCAGGAUUCGAGGAUGCGUAUAUUCGGUAUAUUCCUCAAAUAGCCAUCUCCGAAUUCACCUACAAAAGAGAAGAAUCCAAAAAUCCUAAAUUCGCACAAUUUCUUAAGGAUUGCACCCGCCACCCAGAGGCACGACGACUUGGGCUACGACAUUUUGUGGGCCAACCCUAUCAGAGAAUUCCUCGAUACCCGCUCUUACUGAAUGAAGUAGUUAAAAGGACAGAGGAAGGGAUCGAAGACCGCGAGACUGUCCUAGAAGUGAUCAAGCUUUGCACAGAGCUUGGUAAGCGCAUCGACGCUUGUAUGCCGGCGGGAGCCAAGCAGCUACGAUUGUUAACAUUACAGGACAGAGUCGUCUGGAAAUCCAAGGAAGAUCAUCAGGACCUCAAGCUUGGUGAGAGAGGACGCAAGCUUCAUUUUGAGUGCAUCGCCAGGCGCAAGACGACAUUUGAGGUGCAGGCUGUCGACUUUCGGCUGUUCGUCUUUGACCAUAUGCUGCUUAUGACGAAGGAGAAGCGAGACAAGCAAGGAGAUAAAAGCAAUGUCUUUUAUCAAGUCUAUAAACAGCCUAUUCCUUUAGAGCUCGCGGAUGUCUGGCCAGAUGAAGGCAAGAACGCACCAUUAAGCCUAAAUGGCCGUCCAAAGUCUAUUGUAUCAGAUGGUUCCAGCGUCCUUGAAACAGCUACACCUGCCUCAAGCAAUCGUAGCAGCACUAUGGAUACAAAAUACACCGCUCCAGUGACAAUUCACCGCCGAGGAAGAAGGGGUGGCGCGUACACACUGAAUUUGACAUUGGCGGAACGUGAAGAUUUCGUACGAGAGGUCGAUAUGGCCAAGGCGGCCCGUAACGAUAUCGUUUCAGGAUCUCGGCUAUUCCAGUUCAGUACCAUUACAGAAAUGAGUGCCCAUCUGACGUCACCACUGACAGCAUCAGAUCAGAGUCACCCUAUGGACGGAAAGCGUAUUACUUGUAGUGCUACUUUUAUCAACGUUUUGGAUGCUAAAAGACGAAUCGUUGUAGGAACAGAAGCAGGGGUCUACGUUGGUCUCGAAGAUGACCGGUUUAGUUUCCGUUUAGCGCUGAAAGACAUCAAUGUGACAGAUAUCAGUAUUUUGGAAGAUUAUCAUCUCUUGUUGAUUUUAUCUGGCAAAGUCUUGAAGGCCUACAACAUGAACUGUCUGGAGCCUAAUGCUGACAAGGCUUUCACAGUAGGGCAGCAGCUUAUCAAAAACGUACAGUACUUUACUACAGGUGUCUAUGCAGAGAAGACGCUUGUCAUUACGAUGAGAAAAAAGGGCUCAGGCGAUAGCCAGUUCUCUUCAUUUGAGCCCGUAGAGAAUGCAGUCCUGGGCGUAGGCCAAAACCAUCAAAAAGGACUCAGCUUUUCGUUGGGUAGAUCCAAAUCUGAAUGGUUCAAGCCCUACCGUGAAUUUUAUGUUCCUGGCGAGUCGUUGCGAUUACAAAUGUUAUCACGUAUGGUGUGUGUUGUUUGUCCCAAAGGAUUUGAAGUUUUGAUGUUAGAAAACUUGGAUAAGCCGCGAUUGUACCCGGAGAGACAGGACCCCGAUUUCGCGUUCUUAUCGAAGAAAGCCGAUAGCGUGCCUGUAAGCAUGUUUAGGAUCAGCUCAGAGCUCUUUUUGAUGUGCUACGAUGUUUUCGCAUUCACAAUGACUAAGACUGGAAAGUUGGCCAAGCCAGACCUCAUUGAGUUUGAAGGGCGAGCUGAAUCAUUUGCAUUGGUUUACCCUUAUAUUAUUGCAUUCGAGAGUCAGUUAAUUGAGAUUCGCCAUAUCGAAACUGGUGCAUUGGAGCAACUCGUACUUGGCGAUAAUAUUCGUCUUCUUUACUCAGAUGUGGAUCUAGUGGGCAACGCAGUGAUUCAUGUUCAAAUGUCUGAUCCAACCAAAGGUGACGUUCGAAAGAUCGUCAAAUUGACUAAAGCGCCGAAAACCAUACUGGAGCCAGUCAAAUAUCAGCCGAAAUCAUCUUACACACCUCAGACAAGCAUAAGCAUAAACGUCUCUUCUGCCUCAAGUUUUCAGCCCCAAGAGACUUCCCUUUAUGGAGUCUAUCCUAUGGCUCAUUCCCCCAUGACCCAGUCUCAGUUCAUUGUCUCUUCAACCCCACAAGCUCCAUCCCCACGUCUAAUACAACGACAAUCAAUUUACACUACGCUACCUGCAGAUCCGCUUAUUUACAACGGUCAGAAUUACCUCCAUCAUCAAAACUUUGAACCUACGCUCAAUUCAGUUUCUGCACCUCUACAUUCAACGCCAGCUCCAUAUCCAUUCCCAAGUAUCUCCAUGCAUGGGUUGAUCACCCCCAGUAGCAACCAAGCACCCCAGCCCGUCAUGUAUGAUAGAUAUGCGAGCAUGGCGAGUCCAACCACAGCUUCACCUUAUUCAUCAACACAAUUCUUUGGAUACCCGCAGGCGAAUCCUGCUCCAGUUGCUCCUUCCUCUCUCCCGCAUAAUACUCCUGUAUCGUCUUCGUCACCUGUAAUUUCAACAGCCUGGGCAACUGUCGAAAGUUUUCCAUAA
Messenger RNA from Lobosporangium transversale, 3570 nucleotides. RefSeq lists its product as hypothetical. The record is from RefSeq and is a predicted model, not a curated record. Lineage: Eukaryota; Fungi; Mortierellomycota; Mortierellomycetes; Mortierellales; Mortierellaceae. Gene Ontology annotation, molecular function: guanyl-nucleotide exchange factor activity. The transcript is spliced from 7 exons. Bases 1 to 3570 code for a protein of 1189 amino acids.